AAACCAGCUGGUACCUGGACAUGUUAUACCUGUAUGAUAGAAAAUAAUGUAGAGAAAACAAAAUGUGCAGCUUGUGAAACUCCCAAACCAAGCUCUAAACCAAUAGGUAUUUUGUCGUCAUUAUUUGCUAAGAAAGCUGGUAGUUGGGAUUGUGAUGUAUGUAUGGUACAAAAUAACCCAGAUGUGGAGAAAUGUGCUGCAUGUGAAACUCCCAAACCU
Messenger RNA from Lottia gigantea (owl limpet), 219 nucleotides. RefSeq lists its product as hypothetical. Gene Ontology annotation, molecular function: structural constituent of nuclear pore. The transcript has 2 exons. Gene Ontology annotation, cellular component: nuclear pore. The annotation marks the transcript as partial. Lineage: Eukaryota; Metazoa; Mollusca; Gastropoda; Lottiidae. Gene Ontology annotation, biological process: RNA export from nucleus; protein import into nucleus. The record is from RefSeq and is a predicted model, not a curated record.